AAAGCUUCCCUGAGUACUUGGAGCCAGGAAAGAAGCAUGAAGUGGCUUGUGCUCCUCAGGCUGGUGGCCCUCUCAGAGUGCAUAGUCAUUUUGCCUCUAAGCAAAAUGAAGACCUUGCGAGAAACCCUGGGAAAAAACUUGCUGAACAAUUUCCUGGAGGAACAAGCUUACAGACUGUCCAAGAGAGACUCCAAAAUAGCUACUCAUCCCCUGAGGAACUAUCUGGAUAUGGCCUACGUGGGUAAUAUCACCAUUGGAACACCCCCUCAGGAGUUCCAGGUCAUCUUUGACACAGGCUCAGCUGACUUGUGGGUGCCUUCCAUCAGCUGUGUCAGUCCAGCCUGUUAUACACACAAAACCUUCAAUCUUCACAAUUCCUCCAGCUUCGGGCAAACACGCCAGCCUAUUAACAUCUUCUAUGGACCUGGGACAAUUCAGGGAUUUCUUGGCUCUGACACCGUUCGGAUCGGGAAACUUGUUAGCCUUAAACAGUCGUUUGGCCUGAGCCUGGAGGAAUAUGGGUUUGAUGGUGCACCCUUUGAUGGCGUCCUGGGCUUGGCCUACCCCUCCAUCGGCAUUAAAGGUGCCAUCCCCAUCUUUGACAACUUGUGGUUGCAAGGUGCCUUUUCUGAGCCUGUCUUUGCCUUCUACUUGAACAAAUGCAAGCCGGAGGGCAGUGUGGUGAUGUUUGGUGGGGUGGACCACCGCUACUACAAGGGAGAGCUCAACUGGAUACCACUGUCCCAAACUCGCUACUGGCAGAUAAGCAUGAACCGCAUCAGCAUGAACGGGAAUGUUGCUGCUUGUUCUCGUGGGUGUCAGGCCCUUUUAGACACUGGAACAUCAGUGAUCCAUGGCCCAACAAGACUGGUCACCAACAUCCACAAACUCAUGAACGCCAGGCAGAAAGGUUCUGAGUAUGCGGUUUCAUGUGAUGCUGUCAAGACCCUGCCUCCUGUCAUCUUCAACAUCAAUGGCAUCGACUAUCCAGUGCCCCCUCAAGCCUACAUCAUCAAGGCUCAAAACUUCUGCCUUAGCAUCUUUCAUGGCAGCACAGAAACUAGCUCUCCAGAGACCUGGAUCCUGGGUGAUGUCUUCCUGAGACAGUACUUCUCAGUUUUUGAUCGAAGAAAUGACAGAAUUGGCCUGGCUCCGGCAGUGUAA
Molecule: messenger RNA, 1164 nt
Organism: Budorcas taxicolor (takin)
Lineage: Eukaryota; Metazoa; Chordata; Mammalia; Artiodactyla; Bovidae
Product: pregnancy-associated glycoprotein 2-like
Biological process (GO): proteolysis
Molecular function (GO): aspartic-type endopeptidase activity
Source: RefSeq, a predicted model, not a curated record